Molecule: messenger RNA, 4229 nt
Organism: Owenia fusiformis
Lineage: Eukaryota; Metazoa; Annelida; Polychaeta; Sabellida; Oweniidae
Source: the annotation of a GenBank genome assembly
AAUUUCCAAAAUGGCGAAAAUUAUUUUUGAAAACUUUUUGUAGAUUUUAAAAACUUCAUAAUUUAUCAUAUUUUAGGGAAUAUAUACAUACUUUUACUGACACCAAAAUGGAUGACGAUUUUGAUUACGCGUUUGAGGAUGAGUUGGACGCCAUGAAUGACAUGGAAGAAUAUUCCAAUCCAGUGAUAUCAAACAAAUCUAAGAAAAGCUUGGACUUUACUACGCCAAAGUCUGCCACAAGGAGCCGUCCAGUUAAAAAUCUAAAUGACAGUUUUGCGACACCUUUAACUGAGAGUCCCGGAGUAGGAAAUAAAGAAAAUGACAGUAACUCAAAUUUUCGCAAGUCAAAGAAGAGAGACCAGUCGGACAUGUUCGGAGAUCUUUCAGAUGAUGACGAUGAUUUGAACUUGAAAAAUACUGCAAAAACUACAGAUUCUCUACCUGACAUAACUCCACAGAGGAAGCGUGCUAGGCAUGGUACAGCCAGUCAAUCUCAUUCCAAGAAACCUGCAUCACAAGAUAAUUCCAUCGGUGAUGAUUCUUUCGAAAUAACUCCUCCAUCGUCCCCAGUUGCUGUGACAACGAGACAGCAAAACAGGGCAGAGUCACCAGUUCUAAGUGCAACUGACAGAAUUAAACGUCUCCAGACGAUGAAAGACAAUUUUGAGAUGACAAGAGAAAGAGUCCUGAAAAGACCACCAAAUGGACAGUUUUUCUCUGCAACUGGUGAAGGUGGUCAACGAGCUUAUAUGACAUUAAAAGAUGAAUCAAACUUAGAAAAAGAGAGUUUGGAACUGGUUGCUAGCUCUAAGGGAUUGUCACUACUAGGGACAUCUAUCACCUCACUGAUGAACACAGUUCGAACUAAAAAAUUGACAUCAUUGAUAGAAGAAUCUACAAAUCUAUCCAAGCACAUUACAGGUGAAAUAGACAGCGCUAUAGCAGCAGUAAAUGGUAACCAUAGUGAUAUAGAUGAUGAGGUUGUCGAGGAGACAAAUGAGAGAGCCCAGCAUCUCUGGGUGGAUCGUUAUGCACCACAUAAAUACACAGAACUCUUGAGUGAUGAGAGUACAAACAGGACAUUGUUACAUUGGUUGAAAAUGUGGGACUAUUGUGUCUUUAACAAAGACAAGAGGGAACUGGAGAAAAAACGGGAGAAAAAAGAACAGCAGAACCAAAAGAAAAAUGCAGCAAAGCCUGAUAAUAAAAACUUUGACAAUAAAAAAUUUGACUUCAAAAAGAAGUUUGAACAAAAUGAUGAGCUAGAUCAGUUUAAUCGUCCAGAAUAUAAGGUUGCUUUGUUAUGUGGACCCCCAGGACUUGGGAAGACAACACUAGGUCACAUCAUAGGUAGACAUGCAGGCUACCAUGUGGUAGAAAUGAAUGCAAGCGAUGAUCGAAGUGUUGAUGCAUUUAGAACUAAGAUAGAGGCUGCCACCAGUAUGCAGGCAGUUAUGGGAGCAGACGCUCGCCCAAACUGUUUAGUUAUUGAUGAAAUAGAUGGCGCACCACAGCCUGCAAUAAACAUUCUGCUGCAAGUGUUAAAAAAUACUGGUGAAACUGCAAAGAAAAAGAAGCAAAAAGACAAAGGCAUAUUACGGAGACCUAUCAUAUGUAUAUGUAAUGACCCCUAUGUUCCGUCACUGAGACAGUUGCGACAAAUAGCGAUGGUGCUGCCAUUUCAGCCUCCUAUUGCUAAUAGACUGGCUAGUCGACUUUUAGAGAUCUCAAGAAAGGAGAGGUUAAAGACCGACCAGACAACUCUGCUAGCUCUGUGUACUAAGAUGGAAAAUGACAUCAGAUCAUGCCUCAAUACUUUACAGUUUAUACAGCAGAAGCAACAAGAGCUAACUUUACGGAAUGUGCAAUCGAUGGGUAUAGGACUGAAGGAUCAACAUAAAAGUUUUUUCGAAGUCUGGAAACAAAUAUUUCAGAUGCCAAAGGCACAAAGGAAAAGGUUUGUGAACCCACAUGACAGAGAGAAGAUGACAGCAGAUGACUGGAAUGACACACAGAAGAUUGACAACACAUCUACAGCUAGCAGGUUUCAGACUGUGCUGAGCACUGUACAAGCAACUGGAGAUUACGGGAAAAUCAUACAAGGUGUACAUGAAAACUAUCCUCAAAUGAAGAUUAAGGAUCCUCGUCUAGAUGGACUGUCGUUGGCCAAUGAAUGGUUCUGUUUUGCUGAUCUGUUAAACCGUGAAACAGCGCAACACCAGAACUAUAUUCUACAGCGUUAUGUUCCAUACUUGAUGGUGACAAGCCAUCUUAUCUUCGCAACCAAUCAUGUGCCUAAAUUGCAGUACCCGACUGUACAAAAUGAGAUAACUACAAAACUUGGUAAAUCUUCACAUCUGGUUGAGGCCAUGAUGAAUGAGAUGUGUCCAAACACCAGGAAGUUUGUCAACUAUAAUAUGAUCGUCAUGGACAUUCUCCCACAUCUAAUAGAUAUUAUACAGCCAACCCUUAGACCGGUUAACACUCAACUCUACAGCGCACGCGAGAAAGAAAGCUUGGAACAACUGAUCAGAAUCAUGAUUGCCUACAAUUUGACGUAUCAUCAAGAAAAAACUCCGGAGGGCCAGUACCAGUAUAUCCUAGACCCGGGAGUAGAUGAAGUUUCUAGAUUCCCAGGAAUGAAGCCUAGUCGACAAUUGACAUAUUCAGCCAAGCAGGUGAUAGCAAGAGAGAUUGAUUUAGAGAAAAUGCGAAGGACAGAGUCCCAUAUAGACAUAAGGCAACGUAGAGCUCAAGGUCUCCCAGACGACAAAUCCAGCACACCUGAACUGGCGCAUUCCAAAAAUAACCCAAAUGCCAAAGAUGGUAAUGAGCAUAAAGCAACAAUUGCUGACAAAGCUCUAGAUGAGAAUCUCAAGAAGGAGCAAUUGCCAAAUCAUCUGCAGUUUCUCAAGCCUAAGAAAGUCAAGGAAGAAGCUGUUAUUGUCAGAGAUUUCUUUGGACGUGUUGUUAAAAAGAGAGAGCCUUUGCCUGGACAGGAAGUGGAAGAAAAGAAGAAUCUGAUUGGUGGAGAUAUCUGGUAUUGUUUCAAAGAAGGAUUUUCCAAUGCUGUGCGUCGUAAUGUCCGUAUAUCUGACCUGAAAUAGACAUAUAAAACCUCAUAAAGUGCAUAUUAUGGACUUGGAGGCUGUGCGAUAUAAUGAGAAUAUAUUUUACUUUAUGUGGAUAACCCAUUACUCAAUAUAUCAUGUACUUUUAUUCUACCUCAUGUGGUCAGAUGGACAAUUUACGACAAUUUACGACAAUUUAGGACAAUUCAACAACUAACUAUUGUGCAUAUUACAGUAAAACCUGUAUACCCAAAUUGAGGCUGAAAAAAUCAUGAAUUAUGUGGGUAAACCAUCGCUUGCAGAAAUGUAUGUAUUUCAAACAAUGGUCUUGAAAUGGAAAACAUGCCCAUAUAAUAUGGUGCGUUCAAAACAAUUUUCAGUCGCAAAAAUACAUAUUAAUGUAUAUUAUGUAAAUUUUCAGCAUGUUUUGAUUUAGAAUUUCAGAUAAAAGAACUACAUGUAAACAAAAAUAUGUUUCGGAAAAAAACUAACAAUAAAUAGGAAAAGUAUAGAUAUCGUUAGACUUUUAUACAAUAUUAAUAAAAGAUGCAUGGAACUUUGAUAAUAAGGUUCUUCAUCAAAAGUUCACGGAUAAUUCAGUUUGUGACUUAAUGCAAUGGAUAAAAACAGCGUUAGUCUGGCUAGAAACUGCAUACAAUACAGUAGAAUUGCACAUUUUAUAGCCAAUUUCAUUAUAAAGUUAUUUCAAAAGAGAUCCCGAUAAAUACAUUAGACUGACUAGGUUCCUGUGCAAAUCUUUGAUUUUCCUAACUCAGUAAAUUGUACGCAAAUGGCAUAAAAAAGUGAACAAUUCAGUUAUGUUUCCUUAGUCGGAAAAUCCAAUGUAAAUUCCGUAAAUUACAUUUUCUAUUCAAGUGGUCUUAAUUUUGGUGAAGGAGAAAAUGAAUUCGAUUUUAAGUUUGAGAAUUUGGUUUUUGAUGGAUAAUUUAAUAAAUGUAGCAUAAUUGAAGGACUCUUGAGUUGGCUAUGUGUUAAUGAACAACAUUAUUCUACUUUGAAAUCAGAUUGUUCGCUUUAUGAAGUGCUCUUAAAUGAUAUUGCUUUAUUUUUGCAGGGACACUUAGUUAAAGCUACCCAGACAUAAAAAGUCAGAGUUCUCAUGUUUCGGAGUAUGAAAUAGAGUGGAAUAAUGGAGAA